Hibiscus syriacus is the source of this 1200-nucleotide messenger RNA. RefSeq names its product protein SEH1-like. The transcript has 8 exons. The coding region runs from base 55 to 1029 and encodes 324 amino acids. The record is from RefSeq and is a predicted model, not a curated record. Gene Ontology annotation, biological process: cellular response to amino acid starvation; positive regulation of TORC1 signaling. Gene Ontology annotation, cellular component: Seh1-associated complex; nuclear pore outer ring. Gene Ontology annotation, molecular function: structural molecule activity; protein binding. NCBI's taxonomy places the organism in Eukaryota, Viridiplantae, Streptophyta, Magnoliopsida, Malvales, Malvaceae.
ACCGCGGAGUUUAGGGUUUUGAAGCAGACUGAACUUGUAUCAAAUUGUACGGACAUGGAGAAACCAGUGGCGACACUCGACAGAGGCACGACCUGCUCGGCCUGGAAAUAUUGCGGCCAGAGAUUAGCCUCCGGCUCCGUCGAUGGUUAUCUCUCAAUUUCAGAUUCCCGUGACCCUUCGUCUUCUUCAUUCACUUCCUCGUCCAAAUUCAAUGUGCAUGAAGUUGGCAUUCUGAAGGUUGCUUGGAUCCCGCCAGAGUACGGGGAUGCUGUUGCUUGCAUUUCAGAAGAUGGGACUUUAUCAAUAUGGGAAGAGCUUGUAGAAGGUACCAAACCUCUUGAAUGGAAGCUAUGCAGGAGCUUUAAAACUAGCUCCAAGGUUCUAGAUGUUCAAUUUAGUGUCGGUCAAACGAGUUUGAAAAUGGUUGCUGCUUACUCGGACGGCUUCGUUAAAGUCUUUGAGCUCCUCGAUCCUUUUGAACUAAAGAACUGGCAACUUCAGGCUGAAUUUCAGAAUGUUAUAGAUUCUGUUUCUGUAAUAGGGAAAGCUUCAUGCUUAACAUCAUGUAUUUCUUGGAAUCCACUAAACGGUGAGGGCCAAGAAUCAAGCUUUGUUUUAGGUUUCAAUUCUAACACACCACAGCUUAAUUCCCCCAAGGUGUGGGAAUUUGAUCCCGCUCAUCAGAGAUGGUUGCCAGUAGCAGAGUUGGCUUUGCCUGGUGACAAGGGAGAUCAAGAUUAUUCUGUCGCAUGGGCUCCAAACAUUGGACGGCCAUAUGAGAUAAUAGCUUCUGCAUCUCAAAAAGGAAUUUCUAUAUGGCAUGUUGGAUCAACCACUGACUUAGAUGGAAGGCUCUCCAUGGAGAGGGCUGCAUUGCUUUCUGGACAUAACAGUGAGGUGUGGCAGAUGGAAUGGGAUAUGAGUGGAAUGACCCUGGCUACCACCGGGGGAGAUGGACGAGUAAGGUUGUGGCAAUCUAACUUGAACGGCACUUGGCAUGAACAAGCAACAUUUGAACCCACUUCUUAACACCCCACCCCCCUUUUAUAACCGUAUUAUUUAAUCCUUGCUCUCUUCUCUUUUGUUACCCAAAUUGUGCAUUUCUUCAAACACCACCAUAUUCUUAAGUAAUGGUGUCAAAACUAAAGGUUUUUUUUUUUGCCGCUGCUGCUGUAUUAUCUAACACCAUCUUUUUAAUUC